Molecule: messenger RNA, 1077 nt
Organism: Malassezia vespertilionis
Lineage: Eukaryota; Fungi; Basidiomycota; Malasseziomycetes; Malasseziales; Malasseziaceae
Gene: STE7
Product: mitogen-activated protein kinase kinase
Exons: 1
Coding region: 1-1077 (358 amino acids)
Biological process (GO): protein phosphorylation
Molecular function (GO): protein kinase activity; ATP binding
Source: RefSeq, a predicted model, not a curated record
AUGGAGCAGCCAAUGGACGACCUUGAGCGCCGCUUUGGCCGCCUCGGCCAAGCGCAUGAUCGCCUCGACUUGCCUCAGUGGAUGGCGUCGCAGGCACCCGCGGCCAAUCCCGCUGUGCCGCAAGGUGUGGCGCCCGCCAAUUUUUUUGAUCCGGGCACGCCCGAGCGGUACGAUUUGCAGACAAACAACCUGCGCACGCUUUCCGAGCUAGGUGCGGGCAACGGCGGCAGUGUAUCCAAGGUCGAGCAUAUACCUACAGGUGUGCUGAUGGCAAAAAAGGUAGUGUUUAUUGAUGCCAAGCCGGAAGUGCGCAAGCAGAUUUUGCGUGAGCUUCAAAUCCUGCACGAGUGCAAGUCCAAGUACAUAGUUGGGUUCUACGGCGCAUGCUUGAGCGAUAUUCACAUCUACAUGUGCAUGGAGUACAUGGAUGUGGGUUCCCUGGACCGUAUAUACCAGCGGCACGGCGCGAUCGACGUGGACGUAUGUGGAAAAAUUGUCGUCACGGUCGUGCAUGGCCUCAGCUACCUGUACGAGGUCCAUCGGAUUAUCCACCGCGACGUCAAGCCAAGCAACAUCCUUGUGAACCGGCGCGGAGAGAUGAAACUGUGCGACUUUGGUGUGUCGGGCGAGCUGACCAAUUCCAUUGCAAAUACGUUUGUCGGAACCAGCACGUACAUGAGCCCUGAGCGGAUUCAGGGCGACCAGUACUCGAUCAAGUCCGACGUGUGGUCCCUCGGCGUUACCAUGGUCGAGCUUGCCCACGGCUGUUUUCCGUUUGCGACGGAUACCGACGAGGCUGCUGUACAGAGUAGCGACGCUGCAGACUCGUACAAAUGCCAAAAAGGCCAGCCAAUGAGCAUUUUGGAGCUGCUGCAGCACAUUGUAUACGAGCAGCCCCCACAGCUGAGCGUCGACAUGCAUUUUCCUGAGGCCAUGGCCGACUUUGUGAACCAAUGCCUUUGCAAGGAUCCUACUCUACGACCCACACCUAUGCAACUGAUGAACCAUGACUAUGUGCGGCAGUCUAAGCGCAGCUUUGUGGACAUGGCGGGAUGGCUGAAACGCCUGGGCUAUUGA